AUGCCGCCAGGACCGCGCUUGACGACGCUUCCAGUUCUGGGGAACAUACUCUCCUUGGAUUUGAAGGCAGAGAAAUUUACGGAUGCUAUUAAAGGUUUGGAGGAGAAAUACGGCCGGGUUUUCUCCCUAAAACUUGGAAGCUAUAAGGUUGUAAUGGCGGCAUCUCCAGAGGCAGUUUAUGAAAUGCUUGUUACAAAAUCCGCGGAUUAUGCAGGAAGACAGCAGACCUAUGCUUUGUAUUCAAUAAAUCUUGGAGGGAAAGAUGUCUUGUUAACUCACUAUGGCCCAAGCUGGAAGCUUCAUCGCAAACUCUUCACAACAGCCUUACGCCAAUACUUGUCAGAUAUUCCUCUGAUUGAAAGCCGAGUACUAACACAGGCAGAGAAACUGACAAAAUAUAUAGAAACGCUAAAAGGAAAGCCUUUUGAUCCCUCAGAAAGCUUAAAUCGAACCGUUGCUGACGUUAUCUGUGGCAUCACCUUCGGAGAAGGAUACGACACCACCGAUCCAAAUUUGAGCAGGCUCCUGAAGCUUAACGUUGAUUUUGUGUCAGACCACGAAACUGCACAGCUCGUUAAGAUAUUGGAUUUUUUCCCUGUUACACAGUACCUACCUAUUAAGGCUUACGAUCGAUUCAUUCAGCCUUUCUACAAAAUGUUCGAUAUCAUUCGCAUAUUCUUGCGAGAGCGAGAGAAAGAUUUUGAUCCUGAGCAACCCAUUCAAGACUUGAUCUCGGGUCUCAUUCUCGCCAAAAAAGAAGCCGAACGCGAAAAUGACUCGGAAAAGUGCGCUUACUUAUCGGAGGAUUACUUUGUUAACACAGUAGAAAACAUGUUCUUCGCUGGCUACGAAACUACAAGUACCAUUAUGAAGUGGGCAAUAGCCAUGUUGGUAAACUACCCAAAAUAUCAAGAGGAUAUUCAACGACAGUUAGAUGAGGUAGUUGGUGACCAGACACCGUCAUUGAAUGAUCGAACCAAUCUGCCCCUAAUCCACGCCACCAUCAUAGAAACGCUUCGUCUUGGAAACGUGGCUCCGCUUGCAGCGCCCCAUUCUACCUUGAAUGAUACAACUCUCUGCGGCUUCCGCGUCCCUAAAGGUACGAUAGUGCUUCCUAAUAUUGAGUCGGUUCACCUGGAUCCCAAAUGCUGGGAAAACCCGACUGAGUUCAACCCUUACCGUCACCUUGACGAUGAAGGAAAGCUGAUCACAAAUCAAGGUAACUACUUCCCAUUCGGAGCGGGACGACGGUUCUGUGCUGGCGAACCCAUGGCUAAAGUCCAGUUGUUCCUGUUCAUUUCGUGGCUGUUUCAGAAAUUCACCUUCGUUGCUGAAGAAGAUGGGUGUCCGCCCAAGCUGAAAGGCUUGUAUGGCUUUGUACAAUUUCCAGCUCCUUACAAGAUACGCGCUAUCAAACGAAAAUGACAUGCAUUUUGACGUAGUGUUGGCCCUCGAAGAAAAGGCUCGGAGGACAUUUUUUAAGUGGUUCUCUUUUUUACAACACACCUCGUAUACCAUUCUUUGCACUCGGAAUCGGAUAUUUUUUACAUUUGUAAUGGUGAGUCCUAAGCAAAUGUAUCAGUGUAGAAGCACCUUGUUUGAUCCCGUUAUUAAUAUUAUUAGCUCGCAUUUAGUUUAAUUCUUUGAACUUCCUGUAGUCGUUUUCCAAUUUUCGAAGGUGUAUUUUAUUUGUGCUUUAUUUCCACCUCUAUCGUUCGCGUUGCGGAGAGCUCUACAACAAUCUCAAAGGUUUUUUGUUACCCAAUUAUCAUAAUGGCUCUCCUAUUAAUGAUUUUAUGAAAAACAGUACGAUCAAGCUGAUUUUAACAUUUUCCGAGUAUCUUAGGAACAUAAAUCUACCACAAGUUUGCUGACAAAGAUUUACCCACUGAAAAGGUGCAAAAUAAGCGUUCAUUCGCAAGCUGGUCGAAGAGGCCGAAAGUCAACCAGGACUCUUCCGUUUGUAUCAGAAAUCUCACACGUUCUCCGCGUUAACCAACUCGUGCGUAAAUUCCUUACGGACAGACUUUUUCAUGAAGUAUUCUAUAUUUGUAUUUUAUUGUCUCGUAGCAAGUCCAGAGCUCGAUGGACGUGUUUUGUCCUACUUUAGUGUUAUCUACAUGAAGAUGCUUUAAUUAAAACUAUAAUCAAUAGCUUCCUAAUAACCGUUUUUUCCAAAUCGGGUCAAAGUUUAUAUCCCAAGCGGCAGCUAGCGCGACAUGUUUGUUUUGUGUACAAACAAGGUUUAAUCGUCAUGUCUUUUCGUUCAAGACCAUUAGGAGAGAAUCUGGCGAAUAGCUAAAUGGUGUCAAAGCACUGGAUAGAGUUAGUAACAAGUUCGGUAAAUAAACUACGUGGCAGAGUGUAUCAGGAGUAGAUUCCUUUCCGGUCUGCUUAACCUUGGUUGGCAAACAAGUUAGUUAUGCCUAAGCCACUUCUCCUCUGCGACUCUAUGUUAUUGUAAAAAGAAAUAUCGCUGUUUUAUUGACUUCAUGUUAGAUCAUGGUAUUUUUGGAAGUUUCCAGCAACAGUGGAUAGUGCAUCUUCAGAAUAACCCUUUCUUUUCAAAGAAAAAAAGAUUGAAAUUAUUGGUUGCGUGACAUGAUGAUGCCGUGUAACC
Stylophora pistillata is the source of this 2620-nucleotide messenger RNA. RefSeq names its product steroid 17-alpha-hydroxylase/17,20 lyase. Gene Ontology annotation, molecular function: heme binding; steroid 17-alpha-monooxygenase activity; iron ion binding. Gene Ontology annotation, biological process: progesterone metabolic process; hormone biosynthetic process. The record is from RefSeq and is a predicted model, not a curated record. Lineage: Eukaryota; Metazoa; Cnidaria; Anthozoa; Scleractinia; Pocilloporidae.